AUGUUUUUCCUUUACUCCUUCAAUUCUAGAUUUUUCUUUCUUUUUCUCUUUGUCAUGCUUUCAUUUUCUGUUACAUUCACCGAGUCUUUCUUUCUUUCUCUCUUUCUUUCUUUCUUUCUUUCUUUCUUUCUUUCUUUCUGGACUUAUUAUUCUUUCCUCCUCUCUUUUCCCGUUCUUUCUUUCUUUCUUUUUUUUGGGGGGGUACUUUCUUCUUUCUUCCUCUUUUGGCGUUCUUUCUUUCUCUCUUUCUUUCUUUCUUUCUUUCGUUUACUUUUUCUUUCUUUCUUUCUUUCUUUCUUUCUUUCUCUCUUUCUUUCUUUCCUUCCGUUUUUCUUUCUUUCUUUCUUUCUUUCUUUCUUUCUUUGUUAUUUAACUAUUUUCAUUCCAACUCCAAAUCAUUCCGAUUUUGAUAACAAUAUCUAUCUAUCUAUCUAUCUAUCUAUCUAUCUAUCUAUCUAUGCCAAUUGGCUUACGAUUAUCUAUCUAUCUAUCUAUCUAUCUUUCUUUCUCACUCUCAUUCAAUAUAUCUCUAUCUAUCACUCUGUAUCACUCUCAUUCUAUGUAUGCAUCCAUGUAUGUAUCUCACACUCAUUCUAUAUAUCUCUAUCUAUCUCUCUGUCUCACUCUCAUUCUAUCUAUCUAUCUAUCUAUCUAUCUAUCUAUCUAUCUAUCUAUCUAUCUAUCUAUCUAUCACCCUCUCUCACUCUUAUUCUAUCUAUCUAUCACCCUCUCUCACUCUUAUUCUAUCUAUCUAUCUAUCUAUCUAUCUAUCUAUCUAUCUAUCUAUCUCACUCUCAUUCUAUAUAUCAAUCACUCUGUCUCACUCUCAUUCUAUGUAUGUAUCUCACUCUUAUUCUAUAUAUCUCUAUCUAUCACCCUGUCUCACUCUCAUUCUAUCUAUCUAUCUAUCUAUCUAUCUAUCUAUCUAUCUAUCACCCUGUCUCACUCUUAUUCUAUCUAUCUAUCUAUCUGUCUCACUCUUAUUCUAUCUAUCUAUCUAUCUAUCUAUCUAUCUAUCACCCUGUCUCACUCUUAUUCUUUCUUUCUUUCUAUCUAUCUAUCUAUCUAUCUAUCUAUCUAUCUAUCUAUCUCACUCUCAUUCUAUAUAUCAAUCACUCUGUCUCACUCUCAUUAUAUGUAUGUAUCUAUGUAUGUAUCUCACUCUUAUUCUAUAUAUCUCUAUCUAUCACCUUGUCUCACUCUCAUUCUAUCUAUCUAUCUAUCUAUCUAUCUAUCUAUCUAUCUAUCACCCUGUCUCACUCUUAUUCUAUCUAUCUAUCUAUCUAUCUAUCUAUCUAUCUAUCUAUCUAUCUAUCUAUCUAUCACUCUGUCUCACUCUCAUUCUAUGUAUGUAUCUAUGUAUGUAUCUCACUCUCAUUCUAUAUAUCUCUAUCACUCUGUUUAACUCUUAUUCUAUCUAUCUAUCUAUCUAUCUAUCUAUCUAUCUAUCUAGUUGUCCUUUCUCAGUCUGUUGAUAUCUAUUUCCGUCUAUUUUUUGAUUGA
Molecule: messenger RNA, 1503 nt
Organism: Acanthosepion pharaonis
Lineage: Eukaryota; Metazoa; Mollusca; Cephalopoda; Sepiida; Sepiidae
Source: the annotation of a GenBank genome assembly